CAGCACUCCCAGGCGCUGCUCCGGGGGCUGCUGGCCCUGCGGGACAGCGGCAUCCUCUUCGAUGUGGUCCUGGUGGUGGAGGGGAAGCAGCUCGAGGCCCACCGCAUCCUGCUGGCCGCCUCCUGCGACUACUUCCGAAAACCUAAAGCUUGACCACUGUGAGCAUUUUCAGCGUGCAGCUCAGUAGUGCUCAUUACAUCCACUCUGGUGCAAUCUCCGGAACCAUUCCAUGUUGUGAAAAGGAUCCUGUAGCUGUGAAACAGUUCCCAUGGCUCUCCUCCCAGCCCAGGCAGCCGCCUUGUAUGGCCACCUUGUGCUUCUGUCUCCACGACUGCUCUCGGGACCUCACAUGAAUGGAAUCAGGCAAAACUUGUCCUUGAAGACUUGCUGCUUUGGCCGAACGUCGUGUCCCCAAGGCUCCUCCGGGCUUGGGGGUGUCAGGUCGUCCUCCUUUGCAAGGCUGAAUUACGCUCCGGUUUGUUGCCCUGCAGUUUGCCUGUUUUGUCGACGGACACCGGUUGUUCCCAUCUCUUGGCUCUCGUGAGGAAAGCUGCUGUGAGCAUGGGGCGCAGAAGUCUCUCGGAGGCCCUGCUUUCAGUUCUGUGGAGUACGCACUCAGACGCGGAAUUGCUGGAACAUUCUGUAAUUCUGUUUGUUAUGUCUUGAGGAACCCCCAAACUGUCUUCCGCAGCAGCUGCACUAAUUUACAUUCACACCAGUGAUGCACAGAGGCUCCAACUUCUUUAAGUUGACAAGAUAAGAGUCUAAAAGGAAGUGGGCGAAGCACCUGCACUCUUUGGAAGAGAAAGGGAAAACAGCUGCUGAACCCGCGACCCAAGCCUCUGUCCGUCCGUCCGCUGCCAGGUUUCUCCCUCGCCCCCUGGCGGCUGGAGCCAGCGUCCUCUCCCUCUGCUUCUAGGGGUGUCCAGGGCAGGCCCCCCGCCCCCGGUGGGGCUUCGUGACAGGCUGUGGCGGAGGCACCAGGCGCGAGCACGCGGAACCCUUUGACCCAGCAGUGGCCCUCCUGGAGCUGGUCCCGGCGUUCCCACCAGCUCCUGGGGCAGAGCCGCCUGUCGGGUAAAAUGACGGGAGACGGGAAGGAACCUGGGGGACCCCAGUGUGCGUGGCUGCGUCCUUUGGCACCUUUGCCCAGGGGCAGCCCUGUGGGUGCUGAUAAUCCAGGCUGUUUCCAAGAUGCCCUGUGAAGGCGAAGCUGGGUGCGGAUCCAGGGGCAUGUUCGCUGGGGGGCUGAAGGAGAUGGAGCAAGAGGAGGUCCUGAUCCAUGGCGUGUCCUACAACGCCAUGUGCCAGAUCCUGCACUUCAUCUACACGUCCGAGCUGGAGCUCAGCCUGAGCAACGUCCAGGAGACACUGGUCGCCGCCUGCCAGCUUCAGAUCCCGGAGAUCAUCCACUUCUGCUGUGACUUCCUCACGCCCUGGGUGGACGAGGACAACAUCCUCGAUGUCUACCGGCUGGCCGAGCUCUUCGACCUGAGCCGCCUGACCGAGCAGCUAGACGCCUACAUCCUCAAGAACUUCGUGGCCUUCUCGCGGACUGACAAGUACCGCCAGCUGCCCCUGGAGAAGGUCUACGCCCUCCUGAGCAGCAACCGCCUGGAGGUGUCCUGCGAGACGGAGGUGUACGAGGGCGCCCUGCUCUACCACUACCCGCCGGAGCAGGUGCAGGCCGACCGGCUCCCGCUGCACGAGCCGCCCAAGCUCCUGGAGACCGUGCGCUUCCCCCUCAUGGAGGCCGAGGUCCUGCAGCGGCUGCACGACAAGCUGGAGCCCAGCCCACUGAGGGACACCGUGGCCGAAGCCCUCAUGUACCACCGGAAUGAGAGCCUGCAGCCCAACCUGCAGGGCCCGCAGACCGAGCUGCGCUCGGACUUCCAGUGCGUCGUGGGCUUCGGGGGCAUCCACUCCACGCCGUCCACCGUCCUCAGCGACCAGGCCAAGUACCUGAACCCACUGCUGGGAGAGUGGAAGCACUUCACCGCAUCCCUGGCGCCCCGCAUGUCCAACCAGGGCAUCGCGGUGCUCAACAACUUCGUGUACCUCAUCGGAGGGGACAACAACGUGCAGGGCUUCCGCGCUGAGUCCCGCUGCUGGAGGUACGACCCGAGGCACAACCGCUGGUUCCAGAUCCAGCCGCUGCAGCAGGAGCACGCGGACCUGUGCGUGUGCGUCGUGGGCGGCUACAUUUAUGCGGUGGCGGGCCGCGACUACCACAACGAUCUGACUGCCGUGGAGCGCUACGACCCCGCCACCAACUCCUGGGCCUACGUGGCCCCGCUCAAGAGGGAGGUGUACGCCCACGCGGGCGCCACGCUGGACGGGAAGAUGUACGUCACCUGCGGCCGCCGCGGGGAGGACUACCUGAAGGAGACCCACUGCUACGAGCCGGGGAGCGACACCUGGCACACGCUGGCCGACGGCCCGGUGCGGCGGGCCUGGCACGGCAUGGCCACCCUCCUGGACAAGCUGUACGUGAUCGGGGGCAGCAACAAUGACGCGGGCUACCGGAGAGACGUGCACCAGGUGGCCUGCUACAGCUGCAGAUCUGGGCAGUGGUCCUCCGUCUGCCCGCUCCCAGCCGGGCACGGGGAGCCGGGCAUCGCUGUGCUCGACAGCAGGAUCUACGUGCUGGGCGGCCGCUCACACAACCGAGGCAGCCGCACGGGCUACGUGCACAUCUAUGACGCGGGCAAGGACAGCUGGGAGGAGGGGCCGCAGCUGGACAACUCCAUCUCAGGCCUGGCCGCCUGCGUGCUCACCCUGCCGCGGUCCCUGCUGCUCGAGCCACCCCGGGGGACCCCUGACCGCAGCCAGGCCGACCCGGACUUUGCGUCCGAGGUGAUGAGUGUGUCUGACUGGGAGGAGUUCGACAACUCCAGCGAGGACUAGGGUCCCAGGAGUGGGGGGGGAGAUCCCAGGCGUCCCCCACCCCGCCCAUCCGCAGGUAGGCAGGUGUUUUGGGGGCUCGCAGACCUGUGGCAGGAACCCUUUGGGAAGGGCUUGGUCCCCUGAAAGUCCCCAGGCCCUCUCCUCCUCAGCAGACGUGGCUGGAGACCGGCGCACCACCCGCUGUCCCAGUCCCUGUUGGGCUGAGAGGGCGCCUUCUCUCAAGGGAGUUGGGGAUGGGCCCCCGCAAGGGGCCCAGGGCACACCCCCCCUCCCGUGGGCAGGAAUGGUGCAAGCUGGGCCCAUCACCAGCCCAGCAGCUCCUGGGAUGGGAGUGGGAGCAGAGAGCCAGCCAGGGGCCCGAGGCUGGUUGUGAUAACAGGGUCUUUCAGCCAGGCCUUCCCGCCCCAUGUUGUUAAUAAAUGAAAUAAAGCACCUCCCACGAGGCGCAUUGCUCUC
This is a messenger RNA of Bubalus bubalis (water buffalo), 3363 nucleotides long. RefSeq names its product kelch like family member 22 (gene KLHL22). Lineage: Eukaryota; Metazoa; Chordata; Mammalia; Artiodactyla; Bovidae. Gene Ontology annotation, biological process: positive regulation of TORC1 signaling; proteasome-mediated ubiquitin-dependent protein catabolic process; protein monoubiquitination. The transcript has 7 exons. The coding region runs from base 1195 to 2907 and encodes 570 amino acids. Gene Ontology annotation, cellular component: mitotic spindle; nucleus; cytosol. Gene Ontology annotation, molecular function: protein binding. The record is from RefSeq and is a predicted model, not a curated record.